AUGGAGUUGGACCACAGGACGACCGGCGGCCUCCACGCCUACCCCGCGCCCCGCGGCGGGCCGGCCGCCAAGCCCAACGUGAUCCUGCAGAUCGGUAAGUGCCGGGCGGAGAUGCUGGAGCACGUGCGGAGGACCCACCGGCACCUGCUCGCCGAGGUGUCCAAGCAAGUGGAGCGGGAGCUGAAGGGGCUGCACCGGUCCGUGGGCAAGCUGGAAAGCAACCUGGACGGGUACGUGCCCACUGGCGACUCGCAGCGCUGGAAGAAGUCCAUCAAGGCCUGCCUGAGCCGCUGCCAGGAGACCAUCGCCAACCUGGAGCGCUGGGUCAAGCGGGAGAUGCAUGUGUGGCGGGAGGUCUUCUACCGUCUGGAGAGGUGGGCCGACCGCCUGGAGUCCGGGGGCGGCAAGUACCCGGUGGGCAGCGACCCAGCGCGCCACACCGUCUCGGUGGGCGUCGGGGGUCCCGAGAGCUACUGCCAGGAUGCGGACAACUACGACUACACUGUCAGCCCCUAUGCCAUCACUCCCCCGCCGGCCGCCGGCCAGCUGCCGGGGCAGGAGGAAGUGGAAGCCCAGCAGUACCCGCCCUGGGCGCCGGGGGAGGACGGGCAGCUGAGCCCCGGCGUGGACACGCAGGUCUUCGAGGACCCGCGGGAGUUCCUCCGCCACCUGGAGGACUAUCUGCGCCAGGUGGGCGGCUCCGAGGAGUACUGGCUGUCUCAGAUCCAGAACCACAUGAACGGGCCGGCCAAGAAGUGGUGGGAAUACAAGCAGGGCUCUGUGAAGAACUGGGUGGAGUUCAAGAAGGAGUUUCUGCAGUACAGCGAGGGCACGCUGUCCCGGGAGGCCAUCCAGAGGGAGCUGGACCUGCCGCAGAAGCAGGGCGAGCCGCUGGACCAGUUCCUGUGGCGCAAGCGGGACCUGUACCAGACGCUGUACGUGGACGCCGAGGAGGAGGAGAUCAUCCAGUAUGUGGUGGGCACGCUGCAGCCCAAGCUCAAGCGCUUCCUGCGGCCCCCGCUGCCCAAGACCCUGGAGCAGCUCAUCCAGAAGGGCAUGGAGGUGCAGGAUGGCCUGGAGCAGGCGGCUGAGCCCGCCGCGGAGGAGGCCGAGGCCCUCACGCCCGCCCUCACCAACGAGUCCGUAGCCAGCGACCGGACUCAGCCCGAGUAGAGGGUGCCGGCCCCGUCUGCCCGCCUGUGGCCCUCGCCCACCGGGACUUUUGAGUGGGCCCGCCCCUGCAGGGGAGCCCUUAGUCUCCUCGUGCAGCCGGACGCUCACCUCAGCCUCCUAGCCUGACUCCAACAGACCCGCGUGACCCAGAUGCGGGCAGUGUCCCCCAGACAGCCAAGGGGCUCCCCUUCCUCGCAGACCCAGCCCUCACCCUCCCUGCGUCUGUCUUCCCCGCUGGUGGACUGGCCUGAGUCAGCGACCCCGCCCUCCAUGCUCUCAGGCCAUAACAGUUUCCUUAUCCUGAUCAAUGCCUGGGCCCUCUGGGCACUCAGAAACCCAGUGUCCAAAUGGCAUGGGCCGGCGCGCACCCAGCUCAAGGAACACCCCAGAGCAGAAGUUCAGGGGCCACUGGUGCCCCCGCAGCCUGGGCUUCAGGGAAGCUACUUCUCCUGGCAGUCGCCGUGACCGGCUGGCACCCCUGCUGCCCCCCGGGGCAGCUGGCCAGCCUCGGGCAAUGUGGCUCCCUCCCCCUGGAGGAGAGCCCAAGCUCAAGACGCAGCAGCAGCAGCAGCAGCAGCCACAGUGGCAGCAACAGACCUGGCGACCCGGUGCCUCCUGGCCACUCAGCACCAGUGGAGAGGGCCAGAGCCCCGCGAUGACUCACCCACAGCAGGCGGCAGGUCCCCUGGGGCCUGAGUCCUCCAGCCCGGCUGAGGCAGCAGCCGGCCCUCAGAGCCAGGAGAAUGACGACAGGUCUCCAGGCUCCCACAGAGUCUUUGCUGCUGUGCCCGGCACUGUCCCUUCUCCUCUCCCCCUGCAAGCUGCCUGCACGAGAGGAGAAGCCUGAGACCAG
This is a messenger RNA of Odocoileus virginianus texanus, 2026 nucleotides long. It is a transcript of the gene ARC, whose product is annotated as activity regulated cytoskeleton associated protein. Gene Ontology annotation, molecular function: mRNA binding. Gene Ontology annotation, biological process: regulation of long-term synaptic potentiation; regulation of neuronal synaptic plasticity; positive regulation of AMPA receptor activity. NCBI's taxonomy places the organism in Eukaryota, Metazoa, Chordata, Mammalia, Artiodactyla, Cervidae. The record is from RefSeq and is a predicted model, not a curated record. Gene Ontology annotation, cellular component: cytoplasm; actin cytoskeleton; plasma membrane.